AGCGCGGGCCGCCAGACUCGGGCGAGCCUGGAGGCACAGAGUCCAGCCUGCCCUGCCCUGUCCUGCCCGCCCAACGCGGCGCCGCGAUGUGAGACUUCCCUGGGGCCGGAGCGUCCGCAGGGCACGCCAGUUCCGCGAGCGCAGCACCCCGCGCGCUCCGCACUGUGAGGACCAAACACAGGAGAGGGACGCUCUUCUUGGACCCUAGUACCCAUCUCAGCAUCUGGCUCGCUGCCCAUCUCACAGAGAGGAAACUGAGGCAGCCGAAGCUCCAUCUUCUCUCAGGCCCUGGGUAGGGCCUGGCCACAACCUUCUCGUCCUACAUUGGGACCUGGGGUCUGGAAGUCCAGCAGGAACGAUGGCUGAGGCCAGUGUCUCCCCAUGUCCCUCAGCAGAAGACAACAUGGCAGCCAAACAGCCUCCUCCGCUCAUGAAGAAGCACAGCCAGACAGACCUUGUGAGCCGCCUGAAGACCAGGAAGAUCCUGGGCGUGGGCGGAGAGGAUGACGAUGGCGAAGUGCACCGGUCCAAGAUCAGCCAGGUCUUGGGCAACGAGAUCAAAUUUGCUGUGCGCGAGCCUCUGGGGCUCAGGGUCUGGCAGUUUCUUUCUGCUAUGAUGUUCUCCAGUGUGGCCAUCAUGGCCCUUGCCCUCCCUGACCAGCUCUACGAUGCCGUUUUUGAUGGAGCUGAGGUGACAAGCAAGACCCCCAUCCGCCUCUAUGGUGGCGCCCUCCUUAGCAUCUCCCUGAUCAUGUGGAAUGCACUCUACACAGCUGAGAAGGUUAUCAUCCGCUGGACUCUGCUCACUGAGGCUUGCUACUUCGGAGUGCAGUCGUUGGUGGUCACUGCCACACUUGCUGAGACGGGCCUCAUGUCCCUGGGGACCCUGUUGCUCCUGGGCAGCCGUCUCCUCUUUGUCAUUGUCAGCAUCUACUACUAUUACCAAGUUGGCCGGAAACCCAAGAAAGUGUAGCAGGCUGGAACCUGCCUGGGCCUGGACCUGGGCCAGAGUGGCUGGGGCUUCACUGUCUGUAGACCCCAGACAGGCCUGCAGGCGGGCAUGGUGUUCGCACCUCCCUUCCCUACCAGGCACUCCCUGGAGUCAGCUUGGACCUCCUGGGCUUCUGGGAGUGAUAAGUCAGGCCGGGGCCUCUGCACCCUGCUCCUCACCCCGUACAAGAAUAACUCCUUGCCCUGGCUUUCUUGACCUCUAGACUCUAACAGACAGUCUAGAGUAGAGGCCUGUGGUCUGGUCUGAGUCAAGGUUACUUCCUCUGCCAGGAGGCCCUUUUCUGUCUCAGAGGUUGUAUCAGCCCCAACAGCAGGUCUCAGCUUCUCUCCAUCCAGAAACACAAACACACACACACACACACACACACACAGUUUCUAGAGCCCCUACUGAGAUCAGUUAGCAAGGGGAUUGGCUGCCUCCCUUGGGCCAAGGUCCCAAUCCCCAUCCCUGACCCUCUCUUUGGCCUGCUAUAGGGUGUUCUGAUACUCUGGCUGGCUGCCUGGCCCCCAGAGCUGCAGACCUCCUUCCCAACAGGCCAGGGUUAGGCAGUACACCACAGGCCCUGGCAGGCCCUGGUACUGCCUUCUGUAGGCUCCCAGUGCAUGAGGAAUUCUGAGGGGAAGCAAAGCAGGGACAUUUCCUUGGCAUGGCCUCCAAGGCCUGCAUGGCUACACCUGGCUUCAUGCUUCCUCCAGAUCCCCUCCAGAGGCUGCCUCCAGAGGCCUAGGGGUGAAGCCCAUACCCCCCCUCCCUAAACUCUACAAUGUAAGGAGACAGAAGUGGGUCUGCCCUUCCUUAGCACCCUGAUUGUGGGCCUCUAGAGCUGAAGACAUGCCCCUGCUGCCACCAGCCUGUGUGGCCCCUCCCCUUAGUCCCAGCUCCCAGCACCCCCCUUCCCUUGAGCAGCAAGCACACUAAAUAAGAGAUGUGGCCUGAGGCCUGCCUCUGUCCCUUCUGCAAAGGGGGGGAGUCCCCCAUGUCUGGGGAAUCUUUCUCCAGGGCACCUGGGCUCACAGCCUCCCUGAGUUCAGUUGGCCCUGCAGCCAAGUGCCCCAUGACAAUGGCCUAUGCCCAGUGGAGAGGACUCCAGGGAAGUUUCAGUGGAAGACAUGCCCAGCAGUGGUCCAGGCCGCUUCUGUGACCAUGGCCUGGCAGGGUGGUGAGGACCUGUGCUUUCAAGAAGGGCCCACUGUGCGCACCUGCCUCCUGUUGCUGGCUUUGUGCCAGAUCCCCAGUCCCACCUCUUGACAGAGAGCACGGGCCCAGCCACUGCCAACUCUCAGUGAAUCCCCAGCUGCUGUAGACCAGGUGAAAUGUGACUGUCCUCAGCGGUGGUAGGGAUUCAUCCUCUUGCGUCCUCUGCCAAUGCAGAUAGAGUCCCAGGGGAGGUAGUCAUGGAAGUCACAGAUGCCAGCCAUGCUCAGCCUGCGGGUACAUCUGCCAGUCUUCCCCUUGGCGCCAGGAGGUGACAGGGCCUGCCCCGGGAGUGGUAGCCAGGUUGCCCUGUUUAAACUGCAUUGAUAACUUCAGAUGGGGCGGGGUCAAGGCCAGACCAAGGCUGGCAUACAGACACCUGUGGCCUUCAGGAGACACUAAGCUUGGAAGAAGGCAGCAAUGGAGAUGGGAACCCCAUGCUGAAUCCAAGCUCAAGGUGACCUGGCUGCCCCCAGCUCCUCGUCAUGCUUCUGCCUUGGCCCUCAAGACUGCCCCUGCCAUGGUCACUAUUUAUUCCUCAGUCCUUUCUCAUUUUGUAAGAAACAGUCACAAAAAUAAAAUGAUAAUAAUAAUUAAAAAACAGUGGGAAACGA
Molecule: messenger RNA, 2820 nt
Organism: Psammomys obesus (fat sand rat)
Lineage: Eukaryota; Metazoa; Chordata; Mammalia; Rodentia; Muridae
Gene: Tp53i11
Product: tumor protein p53 inducible protein 11
Exons: 8
Coding region: 359-973 (204 amino acids)
Source: RefSeq, a predicted model, not a curated record